AUCAAAUUAAAGCAUUGUUAGUGAUCAUCACAACUUCAAAAGUAGCUUCAUUAUUAACUCAUUUAGUCAAAAAACCAUGGUUUCCAAAAGUCUACCAAAGCUUCCUACAGUUAACCUCACGUUAAACUUGACCCCUGGAACAAGUUCAUGGACAUCAACAUGCAACAAAAUCAGGCAAGCACUCGAAGAAUACGGUUGCUUCGUCGCAGUGUACGACAAGUUUACCCUAGACUUCCACAACAAGGUGGUCGACGUUAUACAACCAAUGUUUGACCUCCCUACGGAGGUUAAAGCUAGAAACUUCUCUGAUCUACCCUACCACGGGUAUUAUAAGCCUGGCAAGUCGAUGCCACUCCUUGAAAGUCUAGGCAUCGAGGAUGCAGCAAUGCCUGACAAGAUGCAAAGUUUCACUAACCUCUUGUGGCCUACUGGGAACGAUCAAUUUUGUGAAACUAUCUAUGAAUAUGCAAAGAAAGUAUCUGAGCUAGAACAAUUGGUUAUGAAGAUGGUGUUUGAGACCUAUGGUGUAGAGAAAUACCUCGAGUCACAUCUCAACUCGACGACAUACCUUCUACGGAUAGCCAAGUACAGGGUACCACAAGAGAAUGAACAUAACCUUGGGGCAAUAGGUCAUACAGACAAGAACUUUAUAACUAUACUUCAUGAGAAUGAUGUCAAUGGUUUGGAAGUUCAAACUAAAGAUGGUGAAUGGCUUAGUUUUGAGUCCUCACCUCAGUCUUUUGUUGUCAUGGCAGGGGAACCUUUCUUGGCAUGGAGUAAUAACAGAAUACAUGCACCUCUACAUCGCGUAAUAAUGAAGGGAGAUAAGCCAAGAUAUUCAUUUGCCUUAUUUUCUACUACGAAAGACACCAUUGAAACACCCAAGGAGUUGGUCGAUGAUGAGCAUCCAUUACAGUUUAAGCCAUUCGAUUACAUGGGAUUGCUUCGAUUUUAUACCGAAGAUGUUACUCGAAUGGCUGUGUGUACCAUCAAAGACUACUGUGGAGUAGUCUAAUAAACUACAAUGGAGUUCUUUCUUUGUUAUAUAUGUUCUGAUUAGUGAACAAAGAGAAUGAUAAUAAUAGGUGUAAGAAUGAUGUAAUUACCUCAUAAAAUUUAAAAUUAGCAAGUAAUUUGUAAUAGUCAUGCAUCUUCUAAAAGAUCAUAGACUUUUCAAAACUUUCCCUAUUUUUCUAAAGACAUGUAAUGAAUUUAUAAAUUAUAAGAUGGUUGUUUUGAGAAUGGAAACUCCAAGUUAGCUCCCAAAGCCAUUAGUUGUCUAAACUUGUCGUAUGUACGUUUUUUUGUUGUUGUUUAGAAAGCCACGAGGAUGGGAUGAAAAUGAAUCAUAAAAUCUCUUGAAAUCGAGACUACUUGAGUUAUCCCUCACUCUC
Chenopodium quinoa (quinoa) is the source of this 1394-nucleotide messenger RNA. Its product is annotated as 2-oxoglutarate-dependent dioxygenase AOP3-like. Lineage: Eukaryota; Viridiplantae; Streptophyta; Magnoliopsida; Caryophyllales; Amaranthaceae. Bases 77 to 1015 code for a protein of 312 amino acids. The transcript has 4 exons. The record is from RefSeq and is a predicted model, not a curated record. Gene Ontology annotation, molecular function: dioxygenase activity.